Messenger RNA from Cryptomeria japonica (Japanese cedar), 887 nucleotides. RefSeq names its product calmodulin-like protein 3. The transcript has a single exon. Gene Ontology annotation, molecular function: calcium ion binding. Bases 194 to 655 code for a protein of 153 amino acids. The record is from RefSeq and is a predicted model, not a curated record. NCBI's taxonomy places the organism in Eukaryota, Viridiplantae, Streptophyta, Pinopsida, Cupressales, Cupressaceae.
CCUUCCUUGAAAUGCCUCGGAAGUUGGAAUCACCUUUCCUCCUUUCUAUUUAUACCCCAUUUGCCCACACACAAACCAAGUCACGCAAUCUCUUUCUCUCUAAUUGCUCUGUUUUUUAUUCAUUCCAUUUCCAGGCCUUUUUAUUUUAUAAUACUACUUAAGAUCAAGUUGCUUCUGCCAUUCUAAGAAGAAUAUGGCCGAUUUGGAGGAAAUUCGGAGAAUUUAUGACAUGGUGGAUGAAAAUGCAGAUGGAAUGGUGAGCGUUGAUGAAAUGUGUGGCUUCAUUAACAAGCUCGGAAUACCAAUGUCGGAUCAAGAUCUGAGAUGUAUGCUCAACGACCCACUUCAAGGGCAUCUGCCAUUUGAGGAAUUUGUUGAUUUAUAUCACUCAAUUCUCAACAAUCAUGAAGAUGGUGAAGAAAAAGACGAGUCUGAGGAUUUAAUGGAGGCGUUCAGGGUUUUUGAUCAGGACAAAGAUGGGUACAUUUCAUCUGACGAGCUUCAGAAUGUGCUGUUCACAAUGGGAUUGAUUCCCAGAGGACAAGAUUCUCAAAACUGCGAGAAAAUGAUAUGCAGAUUUGAUUCGGACUGCAAUGGGGUUUUGGAUUUUUCUGAAUUCAAAGAUAUGAUGUCUUCUAAGCUUUCUAUGGGAUGAAGGGAUAUUCGUUCUUGGUCUCCCUGUGUAUAGUGUGCCAUUUAUUUUCUUUAUAUUAUUUUUUUAUUAUAUAACUUUUAUUGUAAGCCACGUGGUUACUGUGUUCGUUGGUAAUAUUUGUGUUUAAAUCUGACGGUCGACCCUGCCUGUCGAGCAAUUAUUUGGUGAUGGUUAUUCUUUCAAUUUGUAAAAGAUGUUUAUAUUUAUAUAUAUAUAUCAGAAUAAUUUUGUA